This is a messenger RNA of Vigna radiata var. radiata (mung bean), 2013 nucleotides long. RefSeq names its product cold-responsive protein kinase 1. Gene Ontology annotation, molecular function: ATP binding; protein kinase activity. Gene Ontology annotation, biological process: protein phosphorylation. The coding region runs from base 451 to 1620 and encodes 389 amino acids. NCBI's taxonomy places the organism in Eukaryota, Viridiplantae, Streptophyta, Magnoliopsida, Fabales, Fabaceae. The transcript is spliced from 7 exons. The record is from RefSeq and is a predicted model, not a curated record.
UUCAUUUUAUGCAGAAAUGUAGAAGGAAAAAGCAGAUUUGGUUCUUGCAGUUGCUAUGAUUGUAGUUUAUUGCCAUUUCAUAUAUUUAAUUGUUCAAUAUAUGUCAUAUAGGAUAUACCCUUCUGUCAUUUUCGAGUUUUUGUUGCACAAUUGAAGAGUGACGGCAAUGGAAUGUUAUUUUACUUGGUUACGCAAAGAAGCAAGCCAGGGUUGAAUCUUGUUCAUCAUUCUUUGAUGGGGGUGUUUGUAUGCAAAUGGUAUUUCUUUAAUUGCAUAUUACCAGUAGCAGAAGUUCCCAGAAACUGCUGCUAAAAGUUUAACCAGAUUUUGUUUUCAGAGGAUCCCUUUGAGGCGGUUGCGAGAUUUUGAGAGAUUUCAAGAGGAUUCUCAAUCAUCUCUGUCACUUUUGCAGCACUAGGUUUGAUUAAUUGGAGCAGGAGGGUUACUCUGAUGACUUGUUUCUUUAACCUUUUCAGAAAGAAAGGAUCUUCCUCAGGCACUCGAUUGACCGGAGUUGAUUUAGAUGUUUCAGAAAUUCAGAAUGUCAAUAUCUACACUUACAGGGAAUUGCGAAGUGCCACCGAAGGUUUUAGUCCUUCAAACAAGAUAGGACAGGGAGGUUUUGGAGAAGUCUAUAAGGGAAAGCUGAGAAAUGGUUCUCUGGUAGCUAUAAAGGUUUUAUCAGCUGAAUCAAAACAAGGGGUUCGGGAGUUUUUGACAGAAAUCAAGGUGAUCUCUAGUAUAGAGCAUGAGAAUCUAGUUAAGUUGCAUGGAUGUUGUGUGGAAGACAACCACAGGAUUUUGGUAUAUGGCUAUCUCGAGAAUAACAGUCUAGCACAAACACUUAUUGGUGCAGGCCAUAGUAACAUCCAAUUUAGUUGGCCCACAAGAAGGAACAUCUGUGUAGGUGUUGCCAGGGGCCUUGCAUUCCUUCAUGAAGAGGUUCGGCCCCACAUUAUCCAUAGAGACAUAAAAUCAAGCAAUGUACUACUUGACAAAGAUCUCCAGCCAAAAAUUUCAGAUUUUGGGCUUGCAAAGCUUAUCCCACCAAACCUGACCCAUAUCAGUACACGUGUUGCUGGAACAGUUGGUUAUCUUGCUCCUGAAUAUGCAAUCCGAAAUCAAGUGACAAGAAAAUCAGAUGUUUAUAGCUUUGGAGUUCUAUUAUUAGAAAUUGUUAGUGGGAGGCCUAACACAAAUAGACGUUUACCUGUUGAAGAACGGUAUCUUCUCACAAGGGCUUGGGAUUUGUAUGAGGCUGGAGAGACAGAAAAAUUGGUGGAUGCUUUUCUAGAUGGAGACUUCAAUGUUGAGGAGGCAAUCAGAUUUUGUAAGAUUGCUCUCCUUUGCACGCAGGAUUCUCCUCAGCUCCGACCCUCUAUGUCCAUUGUGCUUGAAAUGCUUUUAGGUGAAAAAGAUGUGAAUGAGGAGAAUGUGACUAAACCAGGCAUGAUAUUUGAAUUUGUGGAAGCAAAAAGUGCAUGGAAACAAAAGGGCAAGUCUGAAGAGAAUGGUAAACUUAUGUUGGCUGAAGGGAAGCAAGAUGAGUCAUCUUCUUCCGAAACCAUGACUUCUUUUGCUACCAUGACCUUCACAGCAAUAUGUGAUCGAAGUAAUUAAAUUGAUUGUCACUAGAUAGCCUUGAUUCUCCCCCCUUAUUCUGAAUUUGUUGUAUUUUUUUGGCUACAAAGCAGAGUGUAAAUUUUUUGUCUAAUAUUUUCUUCUCAUUCUAUAUUAAUCAGUGAUCAAUGAGUUCAAUUUGUAAUUCAUUGGUCGGGCAAACUUUUUGUAAGAAAUUAGUGUCAUUGAUCUAUGUAGGCCAUAUACCAUAGUAUUUUGAAUCAGGGCAUUGUUUAUUGUUGGCUUGGUUUUUUGUGUCUCUUAUGCUGGUCUUUGUUUAAGAAUAGUGCUUGCUCAUACAUCAUACUUCCCUUUAGUGUGCAAAUUGUAAUCCCCUCAACGAUCUUCUGAAAUGUAGAUUUGCAUUAUUUUUGUGACUUUCUGUGCUGCUAA